AUGUCUGGUCACCAUCCAAUUCGUGUUCUUGAGAAAACAUUCAUGCACACUGAUUUGCCGGCUCAAAUCACUAAAGAAACGGCAGAACAGUAUGCUAUUUCUAAAAGAACUCUUCACUUGUCCGCAUCUACUUUGAAGUCAGAAAUAGAUGUUUAUCUCUUUGCUGGUGGAUUUCUUUAUAUUCCUUCGCCUCUUAAGUCAGUGGCUAAGAAACAAAUCGUGUCUUCUGUUUUGACCCAAGUGCUUUAUCCGCCAUAUCGUAACAGUCUUGAUCGAGCUCUGGAUUUGACGGACAUAGAUCUUUAUGCUGAAUUCCAGAAAAAGACGCCAUCUUUGGCUGUGCAGAUGCUUAAUGACCCGGUGGCUAAUGUAAAGCUUAAGCAAGAUCCUUAUGCUCCGCCUGAAAUCAAAGAAGCUGCCGCUAAUGGUAUAUUUAUUAUUGAUCCUAUUUCGCUGAUCAAAAAGAUUCGUUGGAGUAGUCUUGGCAUUUACUAUGAUUGGGAAAGGAAAAUGUACGACCGGACUAUUAACAAUCCUUUCCCAGAGAUUCUUCUGCAAGCUUGCCAGGACAUUUCUACUUUCAUUUGUCAAGUUCCUGAUUUUGUCCCUGAAACGGCUGUUGUAAACUACUACCAAAAGAAGGACAGGAUUAUGAGCCAUAUUGAUCGCUAUGAAGAAGAUAUGACUAAGCCUCUUAUCUCUUUCAGCUUUGGGGCCUCCUGUAUCUUUGUUUUGGGCAAGAAAGAGAAAGAAAGCUCUGAGGUUUCUUCCUUCCUCCUUCAGGAUGGUGACAUUGCCAUCUUAAUUGGUGACUCGCGUGAAUACCUCCAUGGUGUCCCUAAAAUCCUCACUGAAAAUACCGGACUUUCUGAGUACGCCGACGAGCCGUAUUUCCCUCUUAUCAACGAAUCCCGCAUCAACAUCAGCAUUCGCCAAGCUUUCAAACAUCCUAGCCCGCCCCCAUCAAAGAUCUAA
Nematocida homosporus is the source of this 975-nucleotide messenger RNA. RefSeq names its product alkylated DNA repair protein alkB-like protein 1. Gene Ontology annotation, biological process: oxidative RNA demethylation. NCBI's taxonomy places the organism in Eukaryota, Fungi, Microsporidia. The transcript has a single exon. Gene Ontology annotation, molecular function: broad specificity oxidative DNA demethylase activity; oxidative RNA demethylase activity; ferrous iron binding. The record is from RefSeq and is a predicted model, not a curated record. Gene Ontology annotation, cellular component: cytoplasm; nucleus. Bases 1 to 975 code for a protein of 324 amino acids.